GCGGCGGCGGCGGCGCUGACCCGACCGCGCCGUCGGCGACUGGCGCGCAGCUCCAGCAAGACGCGUGCGGCAAGAUCAUCAAUAAAAUGAGAGGGAUGCGGCUCUCGGAAAUGGUGGCUUGGGCAGGCUUGCAUCUUGCUUUUUGGAUUCAAUGGCAACACUGAACUUGCCUUCUUGGGGCUAUGGCCUUCGUUACCGAUAUGGCCUGUUCAAGCAGCGCAUCGCCAAGGAAGGACAAGAAGAAAUCGCUGAAGACUGGCUUGACAAGUUUAGCCCAUGGGAGAUUGUCAGGCAUGACGUUGUGUACCCAAUCAGGUUUUUCGGCCAUGUUGAGAUUUCGCCAGAUGGAAGGCGGAAAUGGGCCGCAGGAGAAGUUUUGAACGCUUUAGCCUAUGAUGUGCCAAUUCCUGGGUACAAGACAAAAAAUGCAAUCAGUCUUCGCCUUUGGGAUGCAAAAGCUACUGCUGCGGAUUUCAACUUAUUCCAGUUCAAUGAUGGCCAGUAUGAGUCAGCUGCUCAACUUCACUCGAGGGCACAACAGAUAUGUGCUGUUCUCUAUCCUGGUGAUGCUACAGAAGAAGGAAAGCUUCUGAGAUUAAAGCAACAGUAUUUCCUUUGCAGUGCAUCCCUUCAGGAUAUUAUUUUCAGAUUUAAGGAAAGGAAACCUGACAGAGUUUCAGGGAAGUGGAGUGAGUUCCCUUCCAAAGUUGCUGUUCAAAUGAAUGACACUCACCCGACUCUUGCCAUCCCUGAGCUAAUGAGGUUGCUUAUGGAUGAGGAGGGACUUGGUUGGGAUGAAGCCUGGGAUGUCACAAAUAAGACGGUUGCUUACACCAAUCAUACAGUUCUUCCUGAAGCUCUUGAGAAAUGGUCACAGGCUGUAAUGAGGAAAUUGCUUCCACGUCACAUGGAAAUCAUUGAGGAAAUUGACAAGCGGUUCAGAGAAAUGGUAAUCUCUACCCGGAAGGAUAUGGAGGGAAAGAUCGAAUCGAUGAGGGUUUUAGAUAACAAUCCCCAGAAGCCAGUAGUGCGGAUGGCGAAUUUGUGUGUUGUGGCUGCGCAUACGGUGAAUGGAGUGGCCGAAUUGCACAGCAACAUCUUGAAAGAAGAGCUGUUUGCAGAUUAUCUCUCUAUUUGGCCUAAAAAGUUCCAGAACAAAACUAAUGGAAUUACACCACGUAGAUGGCUCCGCUUUUGCAACCCUGAGCUGAGUGAAAUAGUCACGAAAUGGCUAAAAACAGAUAAGUGGACAAGCAACCUUGAUCUUCUCACUGGGCUUCGGAAAUUCGCAGAUGAUGAAAAACUACAUGCUGAGUGGGCAGCAGCCAAGCUGGCCAGCAAAAAGCGCCUAGCCAAGCAUGUAUUGGAUGUGACAGGAGUCACAAUUGACCCGAACAGCCUUUUCGAUAUACAAAUUAAACGCAUCCAUGAAUACAAGAGACAGCUAUUGAACAUUUUGGGAGCUGUGUACAGAUACAAGAAGUUGAAGGAAAUGAGCGCAGAAGAGAGGCAGAAGGUUACACCGCGCACUGUCAUGAAUGUUAAUCCGGCAAUGGCAUUAGUAGACUGGUGCUAGAUAGCCUUAUUUACAUGUGGGACAUCACUGAAUACAUGGAGAAGUAAACCGAAGUCACAAUUAUGAAAAGGUACAAAUGAGACCAACACAUUCCAACAGAGCUACAAACCUGGUGUGGAAUCAAUGCAUUAUGAGGAACAGAGGUAGUAUUUGCUUACAAAUUAUGCUUGUGAUGCAACACUAUCUGAUCGAAGCAUGAUCACCAUUUGCUUAUGUCAUCCAAACACAGUAUGAAGAAGAUCGUCUAGACUAAACCCAGUGUCUUGUGAGAUUGCGGAAACCUCUUGUGAGGCCUUGCAUACAAACAUUGUUGUGAGUUCCAUGAGUUUGUAUUCCGAUUUCUUCUUUGGAAUCGCGUCAUGCAUCUUUGUCGCAACUUCAGUGAUUUUGUUUUGCAUAGACUUAUAGAAAGGUUUGCUUACAUUCAACAUCUUCUGUAGAGGUAACUCUUCACUUUGAAGGAAGUUUCUUUCUUUUCAGAAAACCAAGGUACUUUAUUUUGAUCCAAAUCCAAUAAUAACCUAUGACCAGUUCCUGUA
Molecule: messenger RNA, 2115 nt
Organism: Hordeum vulgare subsp. vulgare (domesticated barley)
Lineage: Eukaryota; Viridiplantae; Streptophyta; Magnoliopsida; Poales; Poaceae
Product: alpha-glucan phosphorylase, H isozyme-like
Exons: 12
Coding region: 152-1576 (474 amino acids)
Biological process (GO): glycogen catabolic process
Cellular component (GO): cytoplasm
Molecular function (GO): glycogen phosphorylase activity; pyridoxal phosphate binding
Source: RefSeq, a predicted model, not a curated record